AUGGUCGCACAACAACAGGCAAACUGUAGAAUUUCGCUUCCUAUACUGUUUGUUUGUGUCCUUGUGUUAUUUGGCACCGAUUACUCGAAUAAGAAUGACAACGGAAAAUCAUAUAGUAAGAACAAUGAUCACAAUGUGCUUAACGUAAUAACUAGCAGAGUACUGAGAGGAUAUGAGCAAACUGAGAAUUAUGGUGAAUAUGAUCGUUUUAAGGAAAAAUUAGUGGGUUUAAUAGAUGAAGAUGAUAAUGAAUUUACAAGCCGCUUGAAAUCUUGUAUGAAAGAUGAUAAAUUUAAAGAACAAUUCAAUUUAUUAAUGAACGAUGAUGAUAUAACCUCAGAAUAUAAAGCAAUAAUCGGUGAUAAAUGUCCUAAAAACACACAUUCUAAUUUAGAACAUACUGUGAACGUUACUAUGGGCGAACGUAAAAAUUUAUCCAGUAAUAAAUAUGACUCACAAGAUUUUACUUCAGACUAUGAUUCUAGAAAUGUAAAAAAAUAUGGAAAUCCCAAUCAUAAUAAACGUAGCCAAAAUAACUCUUAUAAAAAGGAAGGUGACUAUGAUUAUAGCUCUGAUGAUGAUGACUUCCAUGGAAACUAUGACAAAUACAAUAAAAAAGACUAUGACAAAGACUAUGACAAAAACUAUGACACAGACUAUGACACAGACUAUGACACAGACUAUGACAGAAACUAUGACAAAUACAAUAAAAAAUACUAUAAAAAAGACUAUGACAAAAACUAUGACAAAAACUAUGACAUAGACUAUGACGCAGACUAUGACACAGACUAUGACAAAAACUAUGAUAAAUACAAUAAAAAAGACUAUGACAAAUACAAUAAAAAAGACUAUGACAAAUACAAUAAAAAAGACUAUGACAAAUACAAUAAAAAAGACUAUGACAAAUACAAUAAAAAAGACUAUGACAAAAACUAUGACACAGACUAUGACAUAGAUUAUGACAAAUACAAUAAAAAAGACUAUGACAAAAACUAUGACACAGACUAUGACAGAGACUAUGACAAAUACAAUAAAAAAGACUAUGACAAAAACUAUGACACAGACUAUGACAUAGAUUAUGACAAAUACAAUAAAAAAGACUAUGACAAAAACUAUGACACAGACUAUGACAGAGACUAUGACAAAUACAAUAAAAAAGACUAUGACAAAAACUAUGACACAGACUAUGACAGAGACUAUGACAAAUACAAUAAAAAAGACUAUGACAAAAACUAUGACACAGACUAUGACAGAGACUAUGACAAAUACAAUAAAAAAGACUAUGACAAAAACUAUGACAAAUACAAUAAAAAAGACUAUGACAAAAACUAUGACACAGACUAUGAUGAUGAAUAUGGAAAUAAAUAUGAAAAUAAGUACGAAAAUAAAUAUGAAAAUAAAUAUGAAAAUAAGCAUGAAGGAAAACAUGGAAGUAAAUAUGAAAAUCAACCUGUAAGUAAACCUGGAUUUCAACCUGGAAUGAAACCUGGAUUUCAACCUGGAUUCCAGCCUGGAUUUCAAACUGGAUUUCAACCUGGAUUUCAACCUGGAAUGAAACCUGGAUUCCAACCUGGAUUCCAGCCUGGAUUUCAACCUGGAAUGAAACCUGGAUUCCAACCUGGAUUUCAACCUGGAAUGAAACCUGGAUUCCAACCUGGAAUGAAACCUGGAUUCCAACCUGGAUUUCAACCUGGAAUGAAACCUGGAUUCCAACCUGGAUUUCAACCUGGAAUGAAACCUGGAUUCCAGCCUGGAUUUCAACCUGGAAUGAAACCUGUAUUCCAGCCUGGAUUUCAACCUGGAAUGAAACCUGGAUUCCAACCUGGAUUUCAACCUGGAAUGAAACCCGGAUUUCAACCCACAAAUCAAUAUGGAAAUGACAUCCAAAAAGCAAAUAAAGACAAAAGUCAGCGAAAAAAAAAAAGUAAUAAGAAGUCCUUUAAAAUACCUAUCGUUUCAGGGAUAAUUAAUUUUAUAAAAAAAACUGAUGCCAAAUAUCAAGCACUAAUAGUAGAAAUAUUUAAAGAAGAAAGGGAGAAAAACCCUACAUUUGAUGUGAAGUCACCUAAAUUAAGCUGUAAGAACGUGAUCAAAGUCCUUUUACCAAUUUUCGUAACAUCUGUCCUUUCUUUUAACACCCUCUUUUUUGUUGAAGGAAUAUAUGGAAUGAUCAUUGCACUAGUAUUAGUAUUUGCAUCAAUACUAUACGUUACAAGUAGAUACAAGAAAUCGAUUAUAACUUUAAACAAUUUAAUAAAGGCAGAAAAAACGCAACCGAAUAAGGAAGGUAAAGCGGAACCGAAUAAGGAAGUUAAAGCGGAACCGAAUAAGGAAGUUAAAGCGGAACCGAAAAAUGAAUUGAAAGUGAUGCCUAAGAAAGGAUGA
This is a messenger RNA of Plasmodium coatneyi, 2385 nucleotides long. RefSeq lists its product as uncharacterized. Lineage: Eukaryota; Apicomplexa; Aconoidasida; Haemosporida; Plasmodiidae. Bases 1 to 2385 code for a protein of 794 amino acids. The transcript is spliced from 2 exons. The record is from RefSeq and is a predicted model, not a curated record.